AUGAAGGAUAUCUGUGAGCAAUUCAAGAGAACCCAUCGAAAUUCAACAGCUUACCGGCCGCAAAUAAACGGAGCUGUAGAAGCAGCCAACAAGAAUAUCAAGAGGAUAUUGAGGAAAAUAACUGAUAAUCAUAAGGGUUGGCACAAACAGUUGCCUUACGUCUUUCUGGGAUACCGUACUACGGCCAGGACUUCAACAGGAGUUACUCCGUACCUGCUGGUCUACAGAACUGAAGCAGUCAUACCCGCUGAAGUGGAGAUACCUUCCCUGAGAAUCAUUCAUGAAAUGAAAUUGGACAAUGUCGAAUGGGUCCGAGCUCGUUAUAAGCAAUUGGCUUUGAUUGAUGAGAAAAGAAUGGUUGCUAUCUAUCACGGUCAAUUAUACCGGCAAAGGAUGGAAAGAGCUUUCAACAAACAAGUCAGAACCAAACUUUUUUAG
Molecule: messenger RNA, 438 nt
Organism: Lycium barbarum (goji berry)
Lineage: Eukaryota; Viridiplantae; Streptophyta; Magnoliopsida; Solanales; Solanaceae
Exons: 1
Coding region: 1-438 (145 amino acids)
Biological process (GO): DNA integration
Molecular function (GO): nucleic acid binding
Source: RefSeq, a predicted model, not a curated record